ACCUCUUUUCAGCACGGCUCAUUUUCUCCCAAACGUCCUGCUGUAUAUCAGGAAUGAAUGGGAGCGUUAACAUCACAGGCGGCAGGCACAUCUUCAUCGGACAAUGAAGCAGUGAAGUGAGCAACUGGAGACAUAUUGGCGAUGUAGAAGCAGAAAUCGGCGGUGUAGAGCGCGUUUGAGGAGCUGUCAACUAGUGGCAUGCGUUUCGAAGAAAUGAAAGGCUAACCACUGGAGAUACUCAUAUUAAGUUUGUGAUGGAUUUCAAUGCAACCACCAAUUCCAGUGACGAGUUUAAUUCAUCUCAACAUUUAAAUGCAGACACUGACGAAGAGUAUCACAAUGUUCUCAUGCCUAGCAUUUAUGGUGUCAUCUGCUUUGUCGGCAUUAUAGGCAACUGCAUUGUCAUCUACACCAUUGUGAAAAAGACAAAGUUCAGGGCGCAACAGACAGUGCCUGACAUCUUCAUCUUCAGUCUAUCCAUCGCAGACCUUCUGUUUCUCCUAGGCAUGCCGUUCCUCAUCCACCAGCUGGUGGGAAACGGUUCCUGGUGUUUCGGUGCCACCAUGUGCACCGUCAUCACAGCGCUGGACUCCAACAGCCAGAUCGUGAGCACCUACAUUUUAACAGUCAUGACGUUGGACCGAUACUUGGCGACAGUUCAUCCCAUCCGCUUCAACCACAUUCGCACUCCAUGCGUGGCCGUGGCGGUCGUUAGCCUGGUGUGGAUCCUCUCGCUGCUGUCCAUCACACCGGUUUGGAUGUACGCCGGCCUCAUGCCUCUGCGAAGCGGUUCAGUAGGAUGCGCUCUGCUCCUUCCUAAUCCGGCUACAGACACCUACUGGUUUACUCUCUACCAGUUCGUGCUGGCGUUCGCUUUGCCAUUGGUGAUCAUUUGCGUGGUUUUUUUCAAGAUCCUCCAGAACAUGGCGGCCACGGUUGCCCCACUUCCCCAGCACAGUCUUCGCUUGCGCACCAGAAAGGUCACUCGGAUGGCCGUCGCCAUAUGCCUGGCGUUCUUUAUUUGCUGGGCGCCUCAUUACAUCUUGCAACUGGCACAUCUGAGCGUGCAACGGCCCAGUUACGCCUUCAUCUACGCCUAUAACAUCGCCAUUAGCAUGGGCUACGCCAACAGUUGCAUUAACCCGCUUCUCUACAUCAUUCUCAGUGAGACCUUCAAAAGACAAUUCAUCGUAGCCAUCCGGCCAGUGCACAAAGACUUCCGGGCUGAUCCGGGAACGGCUGACGGAAGCGUCAGUCUUCGUUUGGCCCCUGACGCUGUUCAGCAGUCUCAGUCCUCUCGGGAGCUGUUGCCAGUUACCGUGGCAUUACCCUGAAACUAUUAUCUCACUAGAAAUCCUGGGAAACUGCAGACACGUUUGUGUCUAUAAUGAACAUACAGCUGAAAAGAGUCCGUGGGUUUCAAUGGAUCUGUGAUUGCACAUUUUCCUUGUCAUAUUUCUGUGCAGUGAAAGAGAUAUGACACGCAACCCAAUUAGCAACACUUUUACAUCACAGUGAUUUACUACCUUUCAGUUGUACCUUUUGUUUUCUGUAAAAUAGGGCUUUGGAAAGUUUGCGGUUGGUACGAUAUAAAGUGGAGAUCAAAAUUAGAGAACAACCUACAAUUUCCUAAAUUUCAAGGUCACUGCUUAGUCCUAUUUGAAGUUAUCCUAACAAGUGGAAGAGCAGUUUAAAAAAAAAAAAAAACUUUUUCAUAAGUUAAAUACAUUCUGAACAACAGUAUUAAUAACUUAAAUGAGACAUUUAAAGGGGAAAUGAAGCUGUCAAUCAAGUUUACAUGUUUUCAGUGGUGGAAUGUAACGAAGUACAA
Molecule: messenger RNA, 1831 nt
Organism: Pimephales promelas (fathead minnow)
Lineage: Eukaryota; Metazoa; Chordata; Actinopteri; Cypriniformes; Leuciscidae
Gene: mchr1b
Product: melanin-concentrating hormone receptor 1b
Biological process (GO): neuropeptide signaling pathway
Cellular component (GO): neuron projection; plasma membrane
Molecular function (GO): neuropeptide binding; melanin-concentrating hormone receptor activity
Source: RefSeq, a predicted model, not a curated record